AUGGCUAAUGCAAAUUCGGACACAAACAAGUCCCAAUUUUUCAUUACAUACUCUAAGCAACCGCACCUCGAUGGGAAUUUAGAUAUCAAAGCCAUCAUAGACCGCGCUUGCGGUACCACACGCGAGGAAUAUAUGGAGGUCGUCGAUAAGGUUAAGGAGGCUGCGCCUAUAGAACCGAAGGAAGGUGGACGAAGAACGAAAUUAGAACAAGCACAUCUUGCACUCUUGAAGCUUCUGGAAGAGAGAAUUGAGGUGAUUGAUGCCGAAAUAGCGCGAAUCCAACGCGCCCGUAAGAAGAUUGAGCGACGGAAUCUCUUGAUUGCUCAGGCAGAAGUUCGAGAAACCCGGACACGCCGGCGGACUAUUUGCCCUGACUAUGCGUACAUGAACGAUCCCACCAGUGAGUUCCAGGACGAUCAAGACGAAUAUACUUAUCAAGAGCAAGAAGACGAGGAUUAUGAUAAACCAGCAGACGAUGACGAUCUGGCUGAGUGCCGUGGUGCCAGCGGUCGUUACCCUGGCAUCGGUCGGCGGCGGUCAACGCGAGCCACUCAUGCAGUUGUCCAUGCCAGAUGGUCCAGUGGAGCUCAGGAUGAUUGGAACGAAUGGUGCGGAGAACGCUGUUCUACUCGGUUAGGAGCGACUGCAGACAUGCAAUUGGAUGGUCCACCAAAGCGAGCGCGGACAGAGGAUAGUCUUGUCAGCAAUGGGUUUACCGAAACACAGUCGACAACCGCACCCGCUCAGAAUGGCAACGGGCUCAAGAUCAAGAUGUACGGCGCAGCAGCGGUUAAACCCACAGAGAUGGUUGUGGAAGCAGUGGCGGGAAAGAAGAGAAGUAAAUAUUGGUGUUACGCGGUGGAGCCCGUACCAGCUCUGCAGGUCGCACCGGAUGAUCCCCUUGGGCCCCGUAAACGACGACGGACGGAGAAAGCCGGCCUACAAAGUAGUAUGUAUCCGGAGCAAACACCGGAUAACGAGUCUCAUUCUGGGACGAACGGAGAUGUUGUGAUGCACGAUCAACAUGAAGAGGAUGGUUUGUCAACACGAGGGUCUCCCAUGGAUCAGUCAUGAGCUUGUGUCUCCAUAUUGUUGUACGCUUUCACGUCAUUUUUGUCUGCAUUCGUUACGCGCAGCAUUCACCAUCAUAUUCUUGGAUUGAGCAUGACCCACACCGUCUGACCUAAUCAUUGCUACAGUAGCUAAUCACUAUGCUAUGGGUGAGAUACAUGGAUAGAGCGUCAGAUCCCA
Molecule: messenger RNA, 1251 nt
Organism: Laetiporus sulphureus 93-53
Lineage: Eukaryota; Fungi; Basidiomycota; Agaricomycetes; Polyporales; Laetiporaceae
Exons: 5
Coding region: 1-1074 (357 amino acids)
Biological process (GO): protein peptidyl-prolyl isomerization
Molecular function (GO): peptidyl-prolyl cis-trans isomerase activity
Source: RefSeq, a predicted model, not a curated record